GUGUGUGUGUGUGAACUCAGUUUGUUCCUCACUACAUUUGGACAAAGCACAGAAGGUUUGGUGCACAAAUCUGUGGUGCUGUGGUGCUCAGACUGAAGUGCUGAAUGUGAAACAAGUCGUCUGAUAAUAAAUGAGUCCUAUUCGGCCUUAUGAAGACAAAUACUGGCUCAUGAAGGUGUUGGGAAACAGCACAUUUAAAUUUAUAGCCCAGCACACAGCGUGAAUAAUAUUUGCAUGUAAUUUCAAGCCUGUGCGUUCCGUAUUACAAAGCUGUAAUUUUAAUUAAUUUAUUUGGGAAGUCUUUUUUAUUAAUAUUUAUUUAACAGAUUUGUGCGAUUCAAAUGACGCUUGGUCUGGUGGCACUAAUCACUUUCCAUAAGAAGACGCCUGGUUUGUACAACAUCCCGUCCCGCUUACUGUUUUGGUCCAGGAGGGCGGGACCAUGAAGCAGCACAUUUGUUUCUACAUCACAUCUAUCUUUAAAGGGGUGCUGCUGUCAGCGGGAGGGGAGGUGGAGCAGGUUGUCCAGGGCCGCAUGCCCUCUCGUUACCCCCCGACACCCCAGUGGGAGGGCGCAGCGCCGGGUCGGCCCAGCAGCCGCAGCCGUCGACGCAUCGUCGCACGUACUUUACGCACAUUGGACGAGCGGAGGCAGGGACCCGGUCGGAGAUGAUGCUUACACCGGCCCAGAAGGGCUUUCUCUCGGGCUUCAUUUAUCGGGUAGCGAUGGUGUGGCUGUCGCUGCUGGUGUAAGAUGCACUGGAGCAGACCGGGUGUGCUGGUCGGCCUAGCUGAGCUCGGCUGCUGCUGCUCGCCCUCGCCUCUCCCAUUUCUAUUCUAGUACUGUUUUUUUAAUUGUAGCUUUAUUAUUUCCAGGUCAGAAUUUCAGUUUCCUGUGCGGCUUGUUUGUACUAAAAAUGGCCGGAGAUGGCGGCACUCUGAAGGAUAUCAAUGAGAUUAAAUCCCAGUUCCGGACCAGAGAGGGCUUCUACAAGCUGCUCACCCUCUCGGACUCGCAGCAGCGGGGCGGGCUGCCGCGGGGUCCGUCCGCAGGAGCCACGCUGGGCCCAGGGGCUGGACCCGGUCCGAUACCGGGCGGUGGGGUCGGGCUGCUGCAGGGGCCCGGGGCUGCCGCCGCCGCUGCCGCCGCUGCAGCCGCCGCCGCAUCCUCCACCUCCAAUGCAGCAGCCAACUCCUCUCCGGCGGGCUUCCUGCCGCCGGUCCGGGUCUCUAUGGUCAAGCUGCAGCCCGAAGACCCGAGCGAGGAGUCGGAGCGGGUGUGCUUCAACAUCGGCAGGGAGCUUUAUUUCUACACGUACACGAACAUCAAGAAGGCUGUGGACCUCAGUAAGCCGAUAGACAAGAGAAUCUACAAAGGGACUCAGCCCACGUGCCACGACUUCAACCAGUACUCGGCCACCGCAGAGAGUGUAGCUCUCAUUGUGGGUUUCUCAGCCGGGCAGGUCCAGUAUCUCGACCCCAUCAAGAAGGAGACGAGUAAACUCUUCAACGAGGAGAGGUUGAUAGACAAAUCCAAGGUGACGUGUCUAAAAUGGCUUCCCAAGUCAGAGAACCUGUUCCUGGCCUCCCACGCCAGCGGCCACCUCUACCUCUACAACGUGGACCACCCGUGUGGCACCACGGCCCCGCAGUACUCCCUCCUGCGGCAGGGCGAAGGCUUCGCCGUCUACGCCUGCAAAACCAAGACGCCGCGCAACCCGUUGUUGCGAUGGGCCGUGGGCGAGGGAGGCCUCAAUGAGUUUGCUUUCUCCCCGGAUGGCGUGCAUGUGGCGUGCGUGGGCCAGGACGGCUGCCUGCGUGUCUUCCACUUUGACUCGAUGGAACUGCAGGGGGUGAUGAAGAGCUACUUCGGCGGGCUGCUGUGUGUGUCGUGGAGCCCCGAUGGGAAGUAUCUCGCCACAGGCGGAGAGGAUGACCUGGUUACUGUCUGGUCAUUUGCAGAAAGCCGUGUGGUUGCGAGAGGGCACGGCCACAAGUCCUGGGUCAAUGUGGUGGCCUUUGACCCUUUCACGACUUCCCUUGAAGACGAUGAGCCUAUGGAGCUCAGCGGCAGCGAGGAGGACCUCCACCAGGGGGCACCAAAUAACUCCAUGCACUUCGGCCGGGUCCGAACGAGCAGCACGUUGUCACGUCUUUCUCGGCACAGCUCUAAAGGUGGCGGCUCGGCGGCAGUCACGUACCGGUUUGGCUCAGUCGGGCAGGACACCCAGUUCUGCCUGUGGGACUUGACGGAUGACGUGUUAUACCCGCGCCUGCCGCUGUCCCGUGCCUUUACUAACACUUUUGGACCCUCGCUGUCCAACUCUGGCAGCGGUGGGGUCAACAGUACUUCAGGUGGGGGAGGAACUGGAGGGGUUGAGGGACACCAUCACCCGCCCAACACUAACACCGGCAACCCACCCACACUCCCCUUACCGCUCCCUCGCUCCCUUUCCCGCUCCAACUCUCUGCCCCACCCUGCCGUGGCCAACGCCUCCAAAGGCCAGGGCACCUCGGAGGGCGGAGGGGGAGGUGGAGGAGGGGGAGGUAGCAGCAGCGGGGGAAACAGCACCCCUUUCAGCAUCGGCCGCUUCGCCACAUUGUCACUCCAGGAGCGCAAGUCGGACAAGUCUGGUUGCAGCGGCGGGGUGGAGAAGGAGCACAAGAGGUACCACAGCCUGGGCAACAUCAGCAAAAGCAACGAUAAGAUCAACGUGGCGCCGAGGAGCAACCGGCUGGACGCCGCCAAGGUCCUGGGCACCACGCUGUGCCCACGCAUGCAUGAAGUGCCGCUGCUGGAACCGCUGGUGUGCAAGAAGAUUGCACACGAGAGGCUGACGGUCCUGGUGUUCAUGGACGACUGCAUCAUCACAGCCUGCCAGGAGGGGCUCAUCUGCACCUGGGCACGGCCGGGGAAGGCGAACUUGACAGCACAGAACGGGAACUCUCCGAGCGGCACGGUGGUAUAGCUACAGGAGAAGCUUUGCACUCAUCCCUCUCUCCUCCUCGUCCUCGUCUCCCCUUCGUUCUUUGUUGUCUUCUCUGUGUCCAGCACCCUCUCCACCGAUCCUCAAAUGUCAAAUUAGGGUCCAACAACCAGCCCGCCUACCACUGCAGUAUUAAACCCUCAGUAUGACUCUCUGUACUCGCCAGGACCCAAACCCUGUCCCCGUUCAUGAUGGCCGGUUUGGUGGGAAACGCUUCCUGAAUCAGUAGCACGUGCAGUACGAAACGUUGCUUCGACAGAUUUAUGAAGUCCUCAGAUAGACUUUUUUUUUAGUUCAGCUACUCCUCUACCGUUUUACUUUUUCUACAUUAAGCAGAAGGAUAAAGUGAAUGUUUAUGUCUUAAAAGUUAACUUGUGUCCUGAUAGAACAGGCAGCUUCUUAGUUUAACCCACCAGUCAGAGUUUAACGAUUUUAGUGGACAUUUGCCAGGAGACGUCAUAGUUUGCAUGACACCAGUGAGACAUCUGAAGUGUCUGAUUCCUGAUGUUAUUACGGCAGUCACCAGUAGGACAGGACGUCGCUGCACUCGGCGUUCAGGAGGUUUUUCCCGCCUGAUGGGAAUAAAGUUUAUGGUCCCACCCGUCUGUGAUCCUCUGCAUCAAACAGUCUGCAACGCUGAACCAACAAGAAGCAAACAGCAGCAGGCCCAGGCUCAGCCUUCAUUCGUCCUUGUCCUCCCUGCUCGUCCUCGUCCGACCCCCCCAUGCAAAAGACACUGCAAAAGCCACGGCCAUUGUAUUUAAGUUAUUUAUUUUAUCACAAGACUGUGUAGUUAUUUAUAAUGUAAAUACUGAAAAUACUCUAUAAAUACAAAAAGGACAAACAUGUAUGGAAAUAAGGCCUUGACCGCAGAGGAAGUGAAGAACAAAGAACAGGAAAGAUGAAGAAUAUUAAUAUAUGACGAAGAUCCUUCUAUUGUACAUAGCUACCACAGUUAAAAACUGAAUGUCUGCUGUUUUAGGGAACUUGAAGAUGUCAAUGUGUUUUUAUUUCGUGUGAUAGAGCUUCUCUGGUGCGUCCCUGAGGGCGAGCCGGGUUUGACCUGAGAGCCUGAGCCGAGUCGAGCGCAGAGAGCAAUUUUCAGAGUGGCUUCUGGCUGUGCAUUUCAGUUGAGUCUGUCCAAAUUCUCCUGAACAUCAUCUGUAGACCAACAGCAUCUUAACGCGAUCGUGAACACACACACACACACACACACACACUCUGCCCUUAUGGUGUAGCAUCAUAUGCACUGUGUCUUGGACUCCAUUCCUGUUGCACCUGAAUUGCCUCUUGCAAGAAUUUGCACAUGCAGUAAAUCCACAGUCCAUCCUGAGCUGCCGGGACGGAUCUGACUUCUGUGCAGAAACCGGCCCUGUAACCCCACCGCUCACUGGGUGUUUUUGACACGGUGGUGCUCGUCUUCAGAGGAAGCGGCUCCAUGUCCAGAUUUACUUCAUUUACGUCUUUUUGACUCUGCUCAGUGAGUUUUUAUUCAGGCUUCUGACUUAUUAUUUGAACAACAAAAGGAACCAAAAUGUGUUGCAAGCAAAAAUAUGUUUUUUAGCAGAUUUGGGCGUCCUGCCAAACACUCAGCAAAAAGUAUUUUAUGAUUAUUUUUAGUUUUGUUUUGAGAUUAUAAAUGUGUCAGGGGACGUUCUAAGACUGCGCUGCAUGACAUGUUUUAUCGUCACAGGCUCAACAGACCGAAUGUCCCCGUUUGGUUUUCACUUCUUCUUUGUGGGAGGGUUUUUAUUUUGCCACAACAGCAGUUUUAAGGAGCAGUUUGUGUUUUUCACAAGAGCUGUUAGCCCUGUUAGCAGCGAGGGAUGGUGACAUCUGAAAUUUAAUUUAAAUUCUACACACUUUGAUCAUCUCCCACAUUUAACUCUAGUGCCCUCAUCAGAACAAAAUUAUAAAGUUUCCAAUACUUUGGUUUAUGAACCAAAUACCUGCAGAACUAAUGACAUUCCCAUCGGCCUCAGCUGCACUUUGUGUCUGCUGCUAAUUAGCAGGUGUUAGCAUGCUAACACGCUGAGCUCAGGUGAACCUGGCAAACCUAUCAGCAUGUUUUCAUCGUGCGUGUGUUAGCUUGCUGAUGUUGGGGUUUAGCUCAAAGCACCACAGAGCUGUUAGCAUGGCUGCAGACUCACCACUCAGGUGCAGGAAGCUGGACCUCCACUUCCAAAGUUCCACCACCUGCUAACCCCUGACUGGCUCAGUUGUUAUUCCAAACAGUGAGACACCAGACCUAUUUGAAUCUCUGAAACCUGAAAUAUUCUGUAACUACAGACUUCCUCCCGCGGUGGUUACGUUUCACUGUAUCAGUACGGACUUGUGUGACAUCAGAACGUGUUCAGGUGCUCACUUCUGUCCACCAUAUUGUAAACAUCAUACAAAUGCGAUGGUCCUUUGACGAAUCGAUAAGCGAAACAGAAAAAGCACCUUUAAUGACGAUCAGUUGGGUUUGACUUCAGAACGGUCGGCACACCUGCAGCUCGUCAAAUCCAUGAGCUGGAAAGAUGAGGGCUGCCGAAGUGUUUCUGAACAGGAUCCGUCUGUUCUGCUCUUAUUGUUGGGCCACAACAAACUACUUAUUCCUGUCUAACAUGCGCGGUAGCUCACAGUGCAGCAAAGUUUGGAUAUUUAUGUCAUUUUCAUGAGUUCUGGAGUCACCUGUCUGACGGGACGUCCUAUGAAUAGCAGAGCAGCUUCCUGUACUGCGGCAGACGAGGUUAUGCCCUUGGAGCAGCGGGCAAACCACCAGGGUCGCCGUGCUGUGUUUGAGCCGGCGUCGUUGCAGACCUUGUUGUCAUAGCAACAGAAACGUGGGGUCAGUCUGGAUUAAUGCUUUAUCGCGACGUCUGGGACAAGAUGAGGGACGAGAGUGUUUUCAAACAGUAAAAACAAAACCGAAACAUGCAAACCGUUCUGGAAACCGAAGUGAAAGAGCUGAGAGUCUGUAUGAGGUAAAUGUGUGAGAAAUGCAGGAGUCAACUCACAAAUUUUUAUUAUUUGUGGAACAACAUCACCUCCUAAACUCUGCUCCACUCACAUCGCUGGUGGACAUUUGAAAUGUUAUCACAGCUGAAGGUGGUCAGAAGCUGGAUCGCUCACAAAACAACACCCUGAGGUCAGAUUUCCACGGUCUAAUAAAGACUCGACAUGAAUUGUGGUUGUCUGGAGGAAGCCUCAUUGGACACCAUCCAUUCAUUUCCUUACUUGGGCACUCACUACUGAAGGUUCAGUGUAUGUCAUCCAGGGAGUCACGUUACUUUCUGGGCUUCUUUAAAGAUGCAUUUUCUGACCUGAAGAACACAUUAAAUCCCAGAUAAAUGCGUGGUGUUAGCGAGCAUCAGGUCUAAUCCAAAAGGGGGGCGUGUGGUGUUCAGAAACUCGCAGACUAAUGAGCACUGAACUGAACAAAAGCUGAGAUCACAGGACCAGCUGGAGCCCCAUGCAGCCGAGUGUUUCCACCUGAGCGAGAUCCAGUAAUGUGCCUCCACGGAGAGCCACCAAAGUCUCAUGAACAUGUCAGGACUUUCCUUCUUCUUCGCACCUCGUUCUGCACAGAAACAAACAUCCGGUCCCCGUGGAACAAGCGCUGUUCAGCUUCUGUUCGUUCUGUGGUGAUUUGGCUGAAUCCGGACACGUAAAGACACUUUGUUUUAACGGUUGUUUGUUUCAAGUCUGUGUAUGUAUGUGUAAAAUAUGCAUUAUUCACCAUACAGUUAGCCCACGCGCACACACACACACACACACACACACACACACACACAGCAUCACACACGCUUUCACACAUUUCAUGCCUGUUCUGGUGGAAGUUAUAAUGGCAGAAUGACGUCACUGUAUCCAGUUUGUAUAUGGAGAUCUGUUAUUAAAACCUGAAACCUGAAA
This is a messenger RNA of Scatophagus argus, 6881 nucleotides long. RefSeq names its product WD repeat-containing protein 20. Lineage: Eukaryota; Metazoa; Chordata; Actinopteri; Scatophagidae. The transcript has 4 exons. Gene Ontology annotation, molecular function: protein binding. Bases 918 to 2969 code for a protein of 683 amino acids. The record is from RefSeq and is a predicted model, not a curated record.